AUGGCCAAAACAACCAAAACCGCCAAGAAGAGUCCCGGUACCGUCAAGAAGAAGACCACCACAACCAAGCACAAGGCCAGAAGUGGCAAGGGUGGUGGAGCUCACAUGACGAUCCUCAACACGGUGGCAGCCAUCAACGUGACCAAGGGCGAAGAUACGGUGGAACGUGCCCGCUUGUCGUUUCUUACGAAUAUUGAUGGCAAGUCGACCAUUGCCAAUGCCCUGACCAAGCUCAAGAGUUUGGGGUGGAUGACGGUCAGUGGGAAAGAAGUGACCAUUACCAAGCUCGGCAUGGAGAAUGCCGACCAAGACGCCCUCGCAGCAGCUGCUGCCGCAAUCCCCAAGACAAACGCGGAUCACUGGGAAAAGGUCAAGGAAAAGAACAAGUUGAAUCCAAAGCAGACUGAACUGGUUGAAUUGUUGCAGGACGGCAAGACUCAUGACAAGAAGCAGGUCAUCAUGGAGGUGUAUGAGAAAUCCAACUCGACCUCUGCCAAUGCGCUGACUUUUUUGAAGAAGCUGAAGAUUAUUGAGGUUGCCAAGGGCAAGAUACGCCUCCACGAUGAAAUGUUUCCUGUGGAACCUCGGCCUGAGGACUAAAAAGCGAGGUUUCCUGUACCGGUACGAGACUAUUUUUUCAGCAUCCUAUUCCAUGAUUAUAGCCAGCAGUCGAGUCCAAAAACGAAAUCUCUCCAUGCUUCUCUAGGUAGAUCUUCUGUAUUUCUAGUAUGUUGUUGUGAUUUGAU
This is a messenger RNA of Seminavis robusta, 746 nucleotides long. The record is from the annotation of a GenBank genome assembly. Lineage: Eukaryota; Bacillariophyta; Bacillariophyceae; Naviculales; Naviculaceae.